Molecule: messenger RNA, 8691 nt
Organism: Gadus morhua (Atlantic cod)
Lineage: Eukaryota; Metazoa; Chordata; Actinopteri; Gadiformes; Gadidae
Product: storkhead-box protein 2
Exons: 4
Coding region: 854-3841 (995 amino acids)
Biological process (GO): regulation of transcription by RNA polymerase II
Cellular component (GO): nucleus; cytoplasm
Molecular function (GO): RNA polymerase II transcription regulatory region sequence-specific DNA binding
Source: RefSeq, a predicted model, not a curated record
UCUCCUUCCCUCAUGCUGCCCGUGUCUCUCUGUAGUAACGCUACCCUCACUGACCCCCGUGGCUAGCGUAAGAGGGGGAGAACCCCCCCCACCCGCCGCCCUUACACACGAUGACGCUAUCUGGUUCACUAGCACUGAGGCUAAUGCUAAUGCUGCUAGCUGCACAUGAAUAGGGAGCCCAGCAAGGAGUGAGGGUAAACGAAGCCGCGACUGGAUUUAUUCCCUUCUUUUCCUUUAGGUACAAGGACAUAAAGGUACAAGGAUACAAGGACUCUUCGGCCUCCUUGACUUGAGUGUGUGGGUGUGUGUGUCUGUGUGUGUGUGUGUGUGUGUGUGUGUGUGUGUGCAGAAGCGUUUCGUGUGUCUCUCAGAUUUUGUCUGCGCUGUGUGUGGAUGUUUGUGGGUAAGAGGUGUCGUUUGACCCCGGAUGGGAGCAGCCUAGCUUGAUGGAGGCUUAGUCCGGCCAACCGUGGCUUUGUCGUGACUGGGGGACGGCAUGAGGACUAAUAGGGGGCUGCAGGACCCCCCCACCCCCAGCACUCCCUCUCCAUAACUUGUGUGUGUAGCCCAGUGACCUCCAGGUCAGCCUCCCCAGUGACCAUGUGGCGAUGUGUCAGGAACCGGAGCAGCCGUGGGACCACAGCACCUCUCUUCACCACAUACAUUUUGUUACACCUUUAAUUCUUUCCACCAAAAAGCAUAACGGGAUGGAGUUCACGUGACCUCAAAGGACUACCGUCCACACACUCCCCACAUCCUACUGAACGCUAGAUAAAGACGACUCCUUUGGAAACACUUUUGUAAAACCCCCAAACGACACGACAAGUCAUCUUGUCGCGUGAACUAUAGGACGAUGAAGAAGGCGAGCAGUGCCACUCUGAGGCGGGGCUGGCCCAGCGCCGACCUCUCGGAGCGCUUCGUGCCGGUUCCUCCGGUGUCGGUGGAGCCUCAGCGGGUCUCCAGGCGUUCCCGUAGUGAGAAAGACUACAGGAGCCACAAACACAGCAAGCCCCACCGCCACCCCCCGCAGUAUAUGUGUCAGAGCCCGCCUGCCUACGUGCAACCAGGUGAUGUGUCACCUAUCAGCAUGUCCCCGAUCAGCCAAUCGCAGUUCAUCCCUCUGGGAGAGGUGCUGCUAUUGGCUAUCUCUGCUAUGAACUCCGCCCACAAACCUGUCACCCAGGAGGCACUCACCGAACACCUGCAAACAUGCUUUCCAGGUGUCCCCACGCCAACGGACGAAGUGCUGCACCACACACUGAACAUGCUGGUGCGUGAGCGCAAAAUCUACCCAACCCCGGACGGCUACUUUAUCGUGACGCCCCAGACGUACUUCAUCACCCCCAGCCUCAUCAGGACCAGCUCAAAGUGGUACCACUUAGACGAGCGGGCCGGCGACCGCCUCCAGCAGCAGCAGCAGCAGCAGCAGCACCAGAGCCAGCAGACGCAGUGCACCUCCCCGCUCUCGGGCACCGUCACCCCCUCCACGUCCGGAGGGGUGCGGGACCGGGCGCACCCCAAGCCCAGUCAGAACCACUGCGGCGCCGGGGAGUCCUACAACAACAGCUACCGCGGCGGGGGCGUGGAGGACCCCCCCAGCCACCACGCCACGCUGCAGCGGCGCUCUCCUAAAGACCCCCGGGAGGCCUACUCCUCGCCCCAUUCGCCCCAGACCCCGCCCACGCAGGGGGGCGGCACCGCCGAGAAGAGCCGAAGCACCCUGAGCUUCCCCUUCAAGACGGACACGCUCACCAAGCACCGGGGGGGCGGGGGCGGCGGCGGCGGCGAGGCGGAGAAGCAGUCGGGGAGCGGGAGCGGGUCGAACAGCGCCAGCCGCAAGUUCGGCCUCAAGCUGUUCCGCCUGAGCUUCAAGAAGGACAAGACCAAGCAGCUGGCCACCUUCUCGGCUCAGUUCCCGCCCGAGGAGUGGCCCCUCCGGGACGAGGAGGUCCCCAGCCAGCUGCCCCGGAACGUGGAGAUGGAGAUCAUCCGCCGGAUCAACCCCGACCUCACGGUGGAGAACCUGGCCCGGCACACGGCCGUCAUGAAGCGGCUGGAGGAGGAGCGCGCCCAGAGGAGCAAGGCCUCCUCGGCCAACCAGAGCUCGCGGAGCCGGAGGAGCGGCGGGCGGCACAGGAAGCCGUCGCAGGCCAAGCCCAGCCGCUCCCACAGUAAAACCAGAGCCCCCCGGGGGGAGCCCAGCGACGGCUCCCACCCGGAGCUCACGGAGCGGGACUACCGGGCCUACUCGUCGUCCCUGGCCCGCUCGCCCCGGGAACACGCCCUGGCCAUGGAGCGCCAGCGGGCGCGGCUCCACCUGGCCCACAGCAACCCCAACAUCCUGGACGCCGCCCACCUGCCGGUCACGCCCGAGUGGGACGUGUCGGGCGAGCUGGCCAAGCGGCGGACGGAGAUGCCUUUCCCUGAGCCCAGCCACGGCCCCUCGGCCCAGCACUCCAAAGUCCACCGCUCUCACUCGCACACCCAGGAGAGGAAGUCGAGAACGGAGCGCAGCGACAAAGCCAAGGAACGUUCUAGAUCCAUGGACAACUCCAAAGGACCCCUGGGCGCCGGGCUUAUAGGACCGCCGGACUACUACGACGACCGCAGUCGCUAUUACACAGACGAUGGGACCCUGCGAGCCAAUCAGAGUUCUUCUCACUACUCUCGGAUCACGCCCAGCAAAGCGAAACUCGCCAAUGAGGCGCUGGGGUUGGAGGGCGGCAGAAGCUUGGAGAAGAACAAGAGCCGGGACAGUCUCCCGGCGUACUCCCCCAAGCCCCCGGCCGCCUCCAUCCCCUCAGACGACUACUUCCAGUGCUCCGCCUCCUCUGAGGCGGUGCUCACGGCCGCCAACCCCCACGGCUCCCUGGGCAAGAGCAGCCACGAGGGGCUCAAGCCGGGCGGCGUGGACCGGCAGUCGGACAGACAGACGCCCCACCCUCCGGAGUACAAGGAGGACGUGGGCAAACCGGGCCCCAAAGGGGGCAGCCUGCCGCCCAUCCCGCUGUCCGUGCCCGACCCCCCGCUGCCCAACGGCCGGCCCGUCCACGGCACGUCGGCGGGCCCCGAGAAGCGCAAGGAGAUCUUCAGCAAGGACACACUGUUCAAGCCCCCGCCCAGCCUGCCGCUGCCCGGCUACAGCUCCCUGAGGAAGACCCCCGCCCUGGCCGCCUCGGCGCUCUCGUCCUCGUGCGACGCGCUCGACUCCCCGGAGGCCUUCGACGCGCCCAAGCCCCUGGUGGCCACGCCCUCGGCCAGCGCCGCCCCCGCCGGGUUGGAGCCCGGCGGCAGCGGUAGCGGGGCGGCCGAGGCCUCCUUCGACUACUACAACGUCUCGGACGACGACGAGUUGGAGGAGGGCGCCGCAAAGGGCCGGGGCACAGACGGGAAGGCGGGCGGAGAGGGGGGCAAGGCGGGCGGAGGUGGGGUGGGCGGAGGCGGGACCAUGCAGUGGCUGCUGGAGAGGGAGAAGGAGAGGGACCUUCAGCGCAGGUUUGAGCGCAACCUCACCUUCCCCAGUGCUAAAGAGAACCUCCCGGAGCCCAGCCAGAACCAGCAGUCGGCGCACUCAGCCAGGCUGGACAGCAUGGACAGCAGCUCCGUGACGGUGGACAGUGGAUUCAACUCUCCACGCACCAGGGAGAGCCUGGCCUCCAACACCUCCUCCAUAGUGGAGAGCAACCGCCGGCAGAACCUGGCCCUCAGCCCGGGGCACCUGGGCCUCGCCACAGGCAACGGGCCGCCCUUCUCCUUCCGCGCCGUCCCGGAGCCGCCCGCUCCGCAGCCUGAGAAGCUCCAGAAGCCCAGCGCCUGCCUGGCCUCCAUCACCAGCGUCUGAGCGCACCCUGAGGGCGGAGGUGGAAGGUGGAGCUCUUUUUGGGACAUGGUUGUGAAGGGAAAUAUAUAUAUAUAUAUAUAUAUAUAGAUCCAUGUAGAUAUCUAUAUAUAUCUAUAUGUAGAUACCUGUCCCAAGAUGCCCAAGGACUGUUACAUUUCAGAACUAAUGAACUCAGUGGAGCGCCGCCUGGAGGCCCACUGAUGGAACUACAGCUGUUACAAUUACACACACACACACACACACACACACACACACACACACACACACACACACACACACACACACGCACACUCUCUCUCUCCCUCAAAUGGACUGAUACACAGAUGGAAAUCGAGGCCACAAAUUAAACCGCUUUUGUUUCUCACAUGUGUUUACACACACACACAUGCACCCACACACACAGACACACACCGAUACAUACACGCAAACACACACACACACACACCAAGCCACUGGGCAGACUUUGACCAUGUCAUUCUACAACCUCUAGUUUACACACUGCUGUUGUGUUGUUUCACUUGGAUAAUAUGACUGACUGCUGCCUGUAGAUAUAAUAUAUAUAUAUAUAUAUAUAUAUAUACAUAUAUAAAUAUAUAUGGGAGUGUUUGUGUUCGCGUGUCUGGAUGUGUGAGUGUGUGCGCAUAUGUGUGUAUAUUCUGUAAUCUCAGGUCAUGUUAUCUCCACUCUCAUUCCCGCUGCUCAGACUCAAGUGUCCCGCGAAGUUGUGAAUCCUAGUAUUGCACCACUACAGAGGAAGGGUGUCCCCGUCCCCUGUCCCCGUCCCCCCCACUGCUAAAGAGGAAGUGUUCCCCCUAGUGGUGUAUCCUAGUAUUACAUUACUAUAGAGGGAGAGUUCCCCCUAGUGGUGUAUCUUAGUAUAACACUGAUAAAGAGGAAGAGUUCCCCCUAGUGGUGUAUCCUAGUAUUACAUUACUAUAGAGGAAGAGUUCCCCCUAGUGGUGUAUCCUAGUAUAACACUGAUGAAGAGGAAGGGUUCUCUCUAGUGGUGUAUCCUAGUAUUACAUUACUAUAGAUGAAGAGUUCCCCCUAGUGGUGUAUCCUAGUGUUACAUUACUAUAGAGGAAGAGUUCCCCCUAGUGGUGUAUCCUAGUAUAACACUGAUGAAGAGGAAGGGUUCUCUCUAGUGGUGUAUCCUAGUAUUACAUUACUAUAGAGGAAGAGUUCCCCCUAGUGGUGUAUCCUAGUAUUACAUUACUAUAGAGGAAGAGUUCCCCCUAGUGGUGUAUCCUAGUAUAACACUGAUGAAGAGGAAGGGUUCUCUCUAGUGGUGUAUCCUAGUAUUACAUUACUAUAGAGGAAAAGUUCCCCCUAGUGGUGUAUCCUAGUAUAACACUGAUGAAGAGGAAGGGUUCUCUCUAGUGGUGUAUCCUAGUAUUGCACUGGUAAAGAGGAAGGUUUCUCCCGAGUGGUGUGUUCUAGUAUUACACUGGUAUAGCGGAAGCGUUCCCCCUAGUGUUAUAUCCUAGUAUUACACUGUUAAAUUGACCCACGGUACAACGAUCCAUCGCUCUUACAGGAAGAUAAUGGCAAGCAUAGCUGUUGCAGCUCCUGUUAAAACAUCUCCAGGAGUGGCAGACACCACCACACGGGCAUCGCCACAACUAUGUAGAAACAAGGGAAAUAACGUUACCCAGGUCCAUCACAGCUAUACAGAAAUAAUUGAUGUAUCUAAAUGUAUUUUCUAUAUUUGAACGAAAAAUUUGAGGGUUAAUUCCCGUUCAUAGACAACACAUUUAAGGCAAUGCAGAUGGCUAGUUUUGCUAACAUUAUGUAACUGAGAAUAUUUUUUUACAAGGCCCUCUUUGAUAUCAAUAUUCAUCCCGUCCCAGGUAACCAUUCCUUCUACCUGCUUGACAUCAUGUUGGCCAUCUGCACUGCCUCAAACGCGUUGCCAUGGAGAUAGACGGACCAGCUUAGAGUGCUGCAACUCUUGAGAUCAUUUGUUUCGGGACGGCCUACAACUGCAAUAGUGAACACCUCUGAGGUGGUUGUUCUGUCUGCUACAGCAUGUCAGAGUAUAACCUCUACCAACUACAACCACUCCUGAGCACAUUUACACGCACACAGAUGACUGGAAAAAUAUUAUAUAAACAGGCAAUACUCUUCCCUGUAAAUGGGAGCGCUGGUACAGCCCUGGCUCUCCUCUUUAAGGAUAAACAAUCAAUCUAGACUCCCAGCUAUUGCAUUGGCAGAGUGCGUAUAAACAUGGCAGUCGGUUCCAGCCCUUACCCGAUUGUUAAAGUGAUCAGAAUAUGGUGAGCAUGUAAGCGCGCUCCAUGUGUUUCUGAGGUUGUAAAGCGAGCUGUAGCAGCUGAAUCUGAGAGGAAGUGUUUCUUGUACCAUGUUGAAGGGGCUCGGAGAGCAAUGGAUUUUGGAAUCGUCCCGUCAUUACAAAACAAAUGGCUCCUAUUGCUGUGGUUCCUCAGAACCCAAACCAACAUUGUUCCACUCAAAAGGAAACUGACAUUUUUUUGCAGGAUUGCAUAUGGUAAUUCUUUUUGUACCUACUGUCGAUGCAAAGAGGGAGACUCACGCUGGAACAUGAAGCUGCCGUUACCGUACCGGUACUGCGGCUGAGUUUCCAAAUCUCAAAAUGCAAAGACGUGAGCCAAGCCGAUCGACCCACGCCAGUCCAGUGUUGUACGGAGCAUACAGGGAUCUUCUUUUGUUUCCUUUGUCUUGUUUUAACGAUUGACUUUGUUUUUUUUUCUUUCCUUAAUUUUUGGGGACUCAUUGUUUACUUUACAUCCGAUUUACAUUUUUUGUAGUUUUAUUUUUUUGCGUUUGGGUUGAACCCCGUGAGCCACUGGCCCUCCCGGUGCUUCAGACACUCUGGAUGUCUUCUGCGGUCGUUGUUACCCAACAACGAUCCGUCCUGUACUCUCGUCACCAUGGGGACGACCACAACGUCAAAGCAGAUCAAACCAUCGGCGGCGAGACGCCCGUCACGCGUGUUCCAACAUGGCUGCCACUGUGCCCGGUCCGCCCGGGACAACUAAUGACCCUUAACCAGUGAGGCUUAAGACGUUUGAAGCUGACUUAACCCCUCAGGCCCGCUGAUGGAUGCUGGCCUGCACCGAGCCACGGGGAGACGCGGGGCACGUGCGGCAAACUCGCAAAAAAAACCGACACCAACGUCCAAUGUCUGUAGUUUGUGAUCCAGUGCCGCGCAAAGCCGGACCCGCCCAUCAGAGUCCUGCACUUCUAUAGGUCGAAUAAUUUGUCAAUCAUUUGAAAUCCCACGGCGCAUCGUUUCCAACGGGCUCUUCUACAACUACCUCCAAAGCAGCAAAAACACAACCCAGCCCCUUUCUAAGAGUACACUGUCAUCAGCCUCUAGCCUGUGAAUGUCUUGCGUACACGCACACACUGACACACACAGACACUCACACAGACACACACAGACACAGACACACACACACACAUACACACUUUUAUAGCCACAGAUGCCCCCACACACUCAAGACACAGACAAUGCAUUUAAGUGCUGGACCGUCCUGUCUUCUCGUUCCAUCCAUCUCCCUCUCUUCCUACAAACCUCUGAUGGUGAACAUUAGAUCACUGGACAAACUACUUUCCCCCUUACACUUUCCCCCUUGCUGAACUUUAAAUGGCAUUCAGCAGAGGAAAGAAGAAACGGGUACAAAAAGCUAAAUUCACAACAUUUGCUAAUUAGCACGUGCAGAUGUUUGACUCCAAAUCGUGCAGGCGGACUUUACAUUCCUGAACAGGAGAGUCCACCUCUGUGCAAAUGACCAUCGAAAGACACCAAUCUAGAAAAGUUCCAGGUGUGUCCCAAACUAGCUUUAAAAAGGUUGCACGAGAACAAGUUUAAUAUUCUAGAGCCAACACUAUAAUCCAGGGACUGGUACCACAGCCAACCUGUCUGAUAACCACAGUGUACUAGUGAUUGGUUGUGGGACAACGCCUCACACCAUAUCUCGGUGGUUGGAUUCCUUAAGACCCCUAGGGCCUUGGCUCCUUAGUCCUAGUUUUAGUACUGUGUACUAGGGUGUAGAACCCGACUAGCAAUAUAGCGCAGACCCCUACUGUAUGGUCCCUGUUAAUGAUACCACUACGUUGUGUUUCCAGUGUGGCCAACGCAGGAAGUGAGGGGGCCCCCACUCUGGUCCAACCUCUUCUUUAAACCUUAAACAAGUUACUUAAGGAGAUUGUAAUGUCUGAGUUCAACACCCUCAAACCCUCACCUUUGUUUCUCAUGUUUUGCACUGCCCCCCACCCCCACCAGCCGGCCUCCGUUCCACACACACGCACGCACACACCACCACCACCCGCGACAACCACCACCUCCUCUUCCACACUCGACGCUCCAUGAAAUGUCUUCCGUUGACAUUGACAAACGGUUCUAACGCUGGAGGUUCCACAAUAGCAUUGUUUCUAACAGUGACGUUAAUGUCAUACUUGUAAAUGAUGUUUAUCUGUCAUGCCUAGUCAGAAUAAUUUAAACAAUAAAAAGAGGGAUUCUUUUGUAAAUGUCUAUAAUAUUGGGGAAAAGGUUUUUGGGCGGUGUUGUUUGUCCGGCUAAGCACGUCCAGCAAAAAGAAAACACAUUUAGCUACAAAAUGCGUCUUUUAAAAAAAAAAAAAACUCUUCUUCUGACACCUCCAACUGAUGCACCAUUUUUAAGAAAGGCAAUUUGAAGCUUUAAUGUUGUUAUUUUGCACAUGCUCAACUAGACAAAGGGCACCCCAUAAACGAGUCCCUCUGUGUGUAGUGCUGGUGUUACCGUUGUUGUAGUGUAUGUGAUAUAUUACCCCAUGGGGAUUGUGUUACUUUUUAAGAUAAUAAAAAUUAACAAUGUUUGGUUA